CGUCACUCAUCAACAUGGCGGACUGGAAUAGAGGUCAUGGCUCUGUGGACGACAUGUUGGAUGCUGAAAACAAACGACUGGCUGAGAACUUGGCCACCAAAGUCUCCAGACUUAAAUCUCUGGCAUACGACAUCGACAGAGAGGCUGAUGAUCAGAAUGAGUAUCUGGACAGCAUGGACUCAAACUUCCUGAGUGCGACAGGUCUGCUGAGCGGCAGCGUGAAGCGUUUCUCCACGAUGGUCCGAUCCAGCAGAGACAACCGCCGCAUCCUCUGCUAUGUCUCUGUGGGCUUGGUCCUGGCCUUCUUCCUGCUUUACUACCUGGUCUCCAGGAUUCAGCGCUGACAGGAAAACCAGAUCACCCAGGAGCUGGUCCUGAUGUGGAGCUGAGACUAUAGGCUCUGACAUCAUAAUCAUCUCUGUGGUUCUCUUGUACAGGAGAAGACUUUUUAUUCUGCACCAAAGUGAGAAAACAAACAGGAAGUAGACAGAGAAAGCAAUCAGUUGUUGAACUGUCCUGAACGGGGUGUUGGCCAGCUCAGUGGGGCAAACAUAGUGGGUGUGGUCAUACCAAAGAUGCUGUGUCUAUUUACAGAGAAGAAGAAAAAAAAAAAAACAAAAUAUCCCCAGACUUCAGGGCAUUUCAACUCAGCACCACAUUUGUCCAUUCCUGCUGCAGCCAGGAAGUCCUCAUAUGGGUAAAGAGAAGGUAGAAUGGCGCCCACCACAGCUGAGUUUGAUAGGCUGAUGGUACUGUUUAUCAAGACAAACUUGUUUCACAACAUAUCUUUCAUCACAGAAUAGCUGCAUCUCAGUGCACAUUGGAAAUGAAGGACCAACUCAGAGCUGCAAACAAACAAAGUAAAAUUGUGAAGUUGAUGAUGAUGAUGGCUACAGAAAGGUCAGAGGGAAAAUAUUAAACCUCUGUAGAACAUUGUACUUUUUCUAAGUGCGACUGUUUUUCCGAGGUCAAAGUUUGAUGUCAGUGUGUAUAUUUUAUUAUUUCCUGUCACUACGAAACAGAAAAGCUUUUUUUUUGUUUGUUUUUUUUUCAAAGAUGUUUAGAAUUCAGACAGCGAAAACACUGUUAUAUGAGAAUUAAUAUAUAUUAGUAUAUAUAUAUAUACUAAUUUGUAUGUAGUGUGGAAUUUGGACACAGCAGGUGACAGUCUGCUUGUCAGAGCAGGAUGUGACAGUGCUAUCUGCUAUUGGCUGAUCUUCAGUGCGCCAGGUGUUGUCACCUGUUGAUCCUGCAGUUGUCAGGAGACGAGGCUAAAGGCAAAUACUCACCCCACAUACAGUAACAUGUGGUUGUAUUUUUUCUAAAAAGUUUUACUUUGGGUCGAUGAGAAGUUUUAGCUUGGUGCGUUCAUGGUUCUAAUAUUUGAUAUUAAAUGAUGAGACCUGUUCCGUUUAUGGUUUACAGGGA
This is a messenger RNA of Chelmon rostratus (copperband butterflyfish), 1428 nucleotides long. It is a transcript of the gene bet1l, whose product is annotated as Bet1 golgi vesicular membrane trafficking protein-like. Gene Ontology annotation, molecular function: SNAP receptor activity. The record is from RefSeq and is a predicted model, not a curated record. Lineage: Eukaryota; Metazoa; Chordata; Actinopteri; Chaetodontiformes; Chaetodontidae. The transcript has 4 exons. The coding region runs from base 15 to 344 and encodes 109 amino acids. Gene Ontology annotation, biological process: retrograde transport, endosome to Golgi; regulation of retrograde vesicle-mediated transport, Golgi to ER. Gene Ontology annotation, cellular component: SNARE complex; Golgi trans cisterna.